Molecule: messenger RNA, 5433 nt
Organism: Pieris rapae (cabbage white)
Lineage: Eukaryota; Metazoa; Arthropoda; Insecta; Lepidoptera; Pieridae
Gene: zfh1
Product: zinc finger protein 1
Exons: 4
Coding region: 176-2713 (845 amino acids)
Biological process (GO): anatomical structure development; regulation of transcription by RNA polymerase II
Molecular function (GO): RNA polymerase II cis-regulatory region sequence-specific DNA binding; DNA-binding transcription factor activity, RNA polymerase II-specific
Source: RefSeq, a predicted model, not a curated record
GCCGUCAGAUCGGCGAGACGUGCCGUGCGGGCCAUGGUCGCGAGAACCGAUGACAUGUUCGGGUGUUACGGCGACAGUUACUCGUAUCGCCUGUGGAGCCUGGCCAACGUGUGGGGCUGCCGCUGUGAGUAGCGCGUAGGUCUAAGCGGUGUGUUCUGUGUGCUCGUGUCUUCCGAUGAAAGUGCACAGCUCGCUUAUGGGAGUUGGCGGUUGGUACGAAAGCUUUGCGGCCGGUUGGCUUGCGGACAUGAGGAGUAAGAAGGUCCCCACUUCGACCACCUCGGCCAGGCGGCUCGCUGCCUUCAUGGGUCCCCUGGCGGGUAGUGGCCCUGAGGUUAAGCCCGAGGAGGAGGAGGAGCGGGGCGGGUCCCCGCUGGGCCCAGGAGGGCCGUUUAGCUGCAGCCAGUGCCGCGGCGCGUACCCCACGAGGGACCAGCUAGAGAAGCACGAGACGCUGCACUCGCCGAGCACUCAGGUGGAUACCCUCAGAUAUACCUGCAAGAUCUGCCACAAGAGUUUCGCGAAUGUGUACCGGCUCCAACGGCACAUGCUGAGUCACGACGAAAGCGCCAAUCUACGCAAGUUCAAGUGCAAUGACUGUGACAAGGCCUUUAAAUUCAAGCAUCAUCUCAAGGAACACUUGAGGAUCCAUAGCGGAGAGAAACCUUUCGAAUGUGCCAAUUGCGGAAAAAAGUUUUCUCAUUCCGGCUCUUACUCUUCACACAUGACAUCUAAGAAAUGCCUAGUCAUGAAUUUAAAAAUGGGAAGAAUUAAACCGAAUAACCCCGCCCUGAAUCCUGACCGUAGCCCGUCGAGGAAACGUGCGAAUGCAAUGGUCGCGUCUCAAUUAAAACAUAACAUGGCGCCAAACGGAUUCUUACCAAUAUUGCCAAAGUACAAUGAAGCAUUUUUUGCAUCCAUGUCUGCACAGGAUCCAAACUAUCACAGACCGCCUCUAACUCAACCAGGAUUAAAUCCCUUCUACAUGCCACCCGGAAUGCCAAUGAGCCCCGAGUCAGGAAUCACUCCCUACAGCUUUCCUGCGUCACUAAGCCAAUUGUUCCAACAACUAGCUACACAGCAGUACCAACAACGGAAAAUAGAGAGUCCUGAUCCAAAACAGAUGAGUCAUUCAUCACAGAACAUAGAUGAUCUGAUAGAAGAAAUUCCCGAAGAAGACGAUAAACAUUCUGAAGGCAGUGCCGAACUCGUGAUGGAUAUAGAAGAAGAAGAAGCUGUUGCGGUAAAAAAGGAACAUGAAAAUGAAGAUCUAAGAAUACCAUUUCGUAAUUAUGACUCCGUCCCUUCAAAUAACAACGGCUCUUCACUUGAAAAUAAUAAUGGAUAUAAUUUAAUAUUAGAUUCGGUUAAUAAAAAAUAUUUUAGAGCUAAUAUGGAAACAUUAUCACCUAUUUCUGGCAAUGUUUGUCCAAGUAUAGACUCACCGCCGACACAACACAUUGUCGUCAAAGAUGAACCUAACGACAGUCAGAAUUGUAGUAAGUGUAACUUGACAUUUGAAAACAAGAAUGAUUUAAUAGAGCAUGAGAAGUUACUGUGUGGAAACGUUUUUCGAAAACAUGAGGGUUUGGCUGCACAAGUUGCCGAAACCGUAGCAUUAAAUAGGUUAGAAGCAGAAAUUAGAACAUCGAUGCAGAGUGGUAUUAGUGCUAGCGAAGACGAGGAGUUUGGAAAGGACGACCGCGAUGAUAAGUCUGUUCAUGAUAAUGACAGGAAAAUAAGAGUAAGGACGGCACUAAAUGAGGAACAACAGAUAAUACUAAGAGCACACUAUGCGUUUAAUAAGCGACCAAACAGAGAUCAGUGUAAGAAAAUUGCUUACAAGAUAGGUCUGGACAAUAGAGUUGUGCAAGUGUGGUUUCAGAAUUUUCGAGCGAGGGAAAGACGAAUGAGUUUAACAGCAACUCCUUCAGAUCAACCCCUUGAUUUGUCAACCAGGAAAUCAAAUAUAUCCGUCACCUCUAGUCCGUCACCGUCCCCUACAUGUAGUAUAUCGGUAACGCAUUCGGACUCCGAAGAAGCGGUUAAUUUGAGCCAAAAAUCUUCCAGGAGUACAACACCAUACCGCACCACUUACGUUAACCCUUACCCACAUUCCAAUUGCUCAUCCUCCUCUCACACCGACUUCAGAUUGUCACCGUCUCCGGGAGAAACUAUUACUGCCCAAAAACGAUCUUUGCAAAAAGUGGCAGUAAAUCCUUUAAUACCAAUGGAUAAACUUCUCCAGUACAACGAUAUCGCUAAUGGCCGACCGUCCAUGUUGAACAUGCAUAUAAUGACAGACCAUCGACAGAGUGCAAGCCCCUCGUACGAACGUUCCACUUGGAAUGAAGAGGUCCAAGCCCAGCAUGACUUUGAUGAUGAAUCCAAUUUACUUAAGAAAAGCAAAUUAAAGGGAAAUGAUAUUAAAGAAGGAGAGGGACAGUUUGUCUGUGAUCAGUGUGACAAGACCUUCGUCAAGCAAAGUUCAUUAGCUCGACACAAAUAUGAACACUCAGGUCAGCGGCCAUAUAAAUGUGCCGAGUGCCCGAAAGCAUUCAAGCACAAGCACCAUUUGACGGAGCACAAGAGAUUGCACACCGGGGAGAAGCCGUUUCAGUGCUGCAAGUGCCUCAAGAAGUUCUCCCACUCCGGCUCCUACAGUCAGCACAUGAAUCAUCGGUUCGCCAUUUGCAAGCCUUAUCGAGACUAAUCAAAACAUGCUUUUUGAGUUCCGAGUAAGAACGUUGAUAAGAUGCCUUCGGCUUUAUAUACAACACAUUUCGUGUAUGAAUCCACCAAAGAUGGUCACACUAAAAAGUGUGAUAAUAUGAGCUUGUGCCAAAGGACUAACCAAAGAUAAUGUAAAGAAGUGCCAUAGAUUUAGAAUCAAAGUUUAUUUAGCAGAAAAAUACUAGCUAUUAUACUUUACUUUGCAAAUAUAUUAAUUAGCUGAUAAUAUUGUAAAUAAGUAUUUGCUCAAUGCCAUUUUCUUUUAAAUGUAACGAACGUGCCAAAAUACUUAAUCGAGUAUCGAUUGUUGACUUUAAACUGGUACCUGGUUUUAGUAUGUGUAUCAAAAUACUCCAACUUGGUAGGCGUAAAUGCUUACUAUUCGACGUGUGAGAUUUUCUGUUGAAUAUUAUCUUUUUAAUGAAUUACAGACAAACUAAAAGUGCUCGUAUAUCCAUUUGGCAUACUCAAUGUAAAAAAAUAUGUAAAUUAUAAUGAAUAUUGCUUUUAAGUAAAUAUAAACGUCUCAGAGUUUUAAAUUAGCUUAGCCUAAAGCAUUCCAGAAUUGAAACUUGGAUGGGAUCUCUACCGUGUUUGUAUGUUCCUUCUUUUUAUUCAAUAAUAUGCUAGGACUAUAGAUCUAAACAAAUGUUUGUAGCUAAAGGCUUUCAUGUAAGUAGUUUUUUGCUUAACCUCCUAUACCUUCACUUAGCUAGAAGUGUGACGUAAAAUAGCGCACGAUUACAAUGAAUGUUAUGACAAUAAAUAAUUAACAACCAUUUAUUGGAUGCAAUAAGUAAUAAAUGCUUUAUAUUUAAGGUCUGCUUAAACUACUUUGGGUAGGAAAUCUAUGUAUAAAUCGUUGAUAGCAUAAUUUUUGGUAUAAGAAUUAGAUAAGUAUAAGUAAUGUUUCUUAAAACAAUUCUUUUUCGGAUAAUAGUUUUCAGAAGAUCGUCACACUUUUCAUAACUACUAAUUGCAGAAGGUACUUUCAAAAUUUCUAAUUUGAUUUUGAAAAUGUCCGUUAACCUAAUAUUAUAUGAACACAGAGUUCCUAAGCUCAUUUUAGAUAAGGACUACACUGUAAGAAGUGAUUACUUAAGUAAGCCAACUUAGCAUUGUGAAAGGUUUCCAAGCAACGAAUUAUUGUAAUUUGUACAAGCGCUAUAACUUGUACUUUAUCAUUAAAAUAAAGAUUUCCAGCCAACUGUAACUUUCAUAGCGAUACCGAAAUCAAUACUAAGUUUUCUCGCGACUAACGUAUCGCUUAUGUCGCAAGUUUGGGAUUGUGAGAUAUCAAAUCUCAAUAUUGAUGUAGUAAAAGAUCUCUCUAUUGAGAGUUAUAGAGUACCCGUUAAGUAAUAAAUAACUUGAUUCGCCACCGCAGCGACCGCACUAAAUAAACAUCUCAUACGCGGGACUGAAUAUUGCAUUUUAAAUUACGUAGAUAUUAUACAUUGUUCUUAUUUAAUGUAAUAAAAAUUAUUUCAUUAUUACUCGUGAUAAAUAUAGUUACGUCUCACGGCGGACGUUUAAGAGUAGGUAGUUGAUAUAUUUAUUUGUGGUAUGUGUAUAAUGCUAAGUCGAAACCGACAUGGUGGGCUAGGAAAACCAAAGAUUAAUUAACUCGUAUAAGGCGCGGGCAUCUGUACAUAAAACCGUCGUCGUUAGAUGUAGAUUAGCAAACAACUAAUACAUAAUAUAAUAACUAGACGUUAAUCAAGAGAAUACUUUUAUUUUUAUUGUGAAACAUUCGUGCAUUCUGUAAAAAGUUAAUAUGUACCUAUAUUGUGUUGAAAUAUAAUAUUGCAGAGGAGUGCUUAUGUCUUUUAUAUAGAAUAAGAAUAAUGUUAUAGCAGGACUUACUGUAUAUGCCUAAUGUGUUUGUUGAGAAGGGCAUCGCGGAGCACAUGUUGAACCGAUGUCAGAAUUGUUAAACUUACCCAUAGAUUAACAAGUGUUAAAAUAUUGCUGAUAUAAAUUCAUUUUAAUUGAUAUUAUUACAAUGUAUAUUGAAUUUAUGAAUAUUAAAAAUAUAAUAAUAUAUUAAUAUAUAUUGACGAUUCCUCACAAAAUGUAUUUUAUUUAAGUAAAAAUAAAAACUUUCCGCAUUCGCUGAAAUAUUAUAUUAGGCAUUUUACCUCCUUUCCUAAUGGACAUGUGGAAACAAACAGACGAGUAAACCUAUGCAUGGAACUAAUUUUGAUGAAAUUGAAAGAAGUUCUGAAAUCCGACCUUAGCUUAACUAUAAAAAUAAAAUGGAUAAAUAUAAAAAUAAUAGGAUGCCAAACGUGGAAUUUGAAUAAGGCGUUAAUAAAUAAGAUUCGAGUAUGCCAAAGGGCUAUGGAGCACUCGAUUUUUCAAUUGAAGCUAAAAGACAAGGUAAAACACGACGUGAUACGAAGCCGUACAAAUAUAAAAGACGUAACAUAUGUAUACAAAAAAGUUAAAAUGGAAAUGGGCUGGUCACAUUGGCCGCAUUUGUUGUAGUUGUAGUGGAUGGUGUGUGGAUCAGAAAGGCCAACCAAAAACAUGGGAAGAUGAAAUACAAAGGAUAGCGGGAAAAAUUGUCACAAGGAAUAGCGACAAGUGGAAGAAUUUGGAGGAGGCCUUCACUCGUCGGAGGUCGAUUGUGCUAGUGACAACAUAAAUGACUUGGACUAACAUUAGUGUACUUGAAUAAAGGUUAUUUUGUAUAUA